Molecule: messenger RNA, 1238 nt
Organism: Radiomyces spectabilis
Lineage: Eukaryota; Fungi; Mucoromycota; Mucoromycetes; Mucorales; Radiomycetaceae
Product: DHHC palmitoyltransferase-domain-containing protein
Exons: 9
Coding region: 59-1147 (362 amino acids)
Biological process (GO): peptidyl-L-cysteine S-palmitoylation; protein targeting to membrane
Cellular component (GO): Golgi apparatus; endoplasmic reticulum
Molecular function (GO): protein-cysteine S-palmitoyltransferase activity
Source: RefSeq, a predicted model, not a curated record
UUCGACCUUUUCACCCAAGGUGGCAACUUGCUCUUUCUCUCUCUUUCAUGUUACAAGCAUGGCAUCGACCAUUGGCAUGGCAACUGCCAAUGUGGUGCUACCAUUCGUAGUGGUGGGAUUAAUUACCUACACCUGGUAUAUUUACGUCUUUCGUUACUGUGACGCUCUUCUGCUGCAUACGGAUCAAUCGGCGCAAGGAGUGGCCUUUAUAACUGUUGCUUCCGUAUUUUAUUUUCUUUCGAUCAUGUCCUACUUUCGAAUUUUAUUCACCCGUCCGGGUAGUCCGUCCAAAGAUUUAGAACCGGUGCUAGAGUACGGGACCGAGUCUGCAUCUUUAUAUCGAUAUCACUAUUCGCCUCAUUCGUUCGAUAUGAAACAAUGGGAGGGCCAUCCAUCCGCACCUUGUAAAUCGUCAGCUCCGGCUUUGUCUGUCACUCGACCGGAUGGCCAACCUCGUGUGUGCGACAUUUGUCGCUGUAUCAAGCCGGAUCGAACACAUCACUGUAAAGAUUGUAAUACAUGUGUUCUGAAAAUGGAUCAUCAUUGUCCCUGGAUUUCCGGCUGUGUGGGUCAUCACAACUACAAGUUUUUCUUUCUUUUUGUCACUUAUACUGCCCUGUACGGGAUAUGGGGUUUGUGCACGUCGGUAUACAUGCUGGUGGAUGCUUUACAAUACAAGCAUGCUCCUCUGGACCCUCAAUGGAUUGUUCUGCUUGUACUCGCCUUCAUUUUUGGCUUGACGCUUUGCGGUUUUGUGGGUACGCAUGCUUACUAUAUCUUCAAAAACCUCACGACUAUCGAACACAUUGCCACUCGACCGCUGGAAGUCCGAGUGGAUUUCAGUACCAAUGGUGACGACUUUGAAAUCGUGACAGUAUCACCAAACGAACCGUUAUGGGACUGUGGGUGGAAAAAUAACUGGCGCUCAGUAAUGGGAAAUCAGGUCGUGCACUGGUUUUUGCCUAUCUAUGGCGGCCUAGGGAACGGCUAUGUUAAUCCUUAUAAUCCUGAGGUGUACACAAAAAUCAUUGACCGAGCGGAACGGCAACGGGAGCUUUUGAAUAAUCCAUUGAAUACCCUGCCCACGGACCCUUCUCAGGGAGACGAGGGUGAUCACAGCGCCACGCCUAUCAUGACCGAUAUCUGAAACACAGAGAAAAGAGUGGGAGAGAAUGAGUAAUUGUAAGAUAUAAAAAAAACAGCGGCUAAUGUACAUGUCUAUAAAAUAAACUAUCCCU